Anthostomella pinea is the source of this 1206-nucleotide messenger RNA. The record is from the annotation of a GenBank genome assembly. Lineage: Eukaryota; Fungi; Ascomycota; Sordariomycetes; Xylariales; Xylariaceae.
AUGGCGCCGCGCAUCGAAGCUCAGGAGAUCGACACAUACUGGAACAUCUUCACAACGCGGACCAAUGGCGGCACGCACUUGACGGGCGAGCAAGCGGCGCCCCUACUGAAGAACAGUGGCCUGCGGGACGACCAGCUCGAGCGGGUGUGGGACAUCGCGGACGUCGACAAUGACGGAAACCUGGACUUUGAGGAGUUCUGCGUGGCCAUGCGCAUUAUCUUCGACAUCGUCAACGGGGAGUACAACGACGUCCCGGCGACACUACCAGACUGGCUCGUGCCAGAAUCGAAAGCCCAUCUCGUACAAGCGAGCCGAGCCCUUACGGGUAAACAAGUACAGUUUGAGCAAGUGGACGACGACUCCGAUACACCCGGGCUAAAGGAUGGGUUCGAUUGGUAUAUGAGCAAGGAUGACAAGGCGAAAUACGAGUCGAUAUACCAGGAGAACAGAGACAUGCGGGGCGAGAUAGCAUUCAACGCGCUCGAAGACUUGUACGAAUCGCUCGACGUGCCCGAUACCGAUAUCCGAUCAGCGUGGAACCUGAUCAACCCAUCCGCCUCCUCUUCCAUCAAUAAAGACGCCUGUCUGGCCUUCCUGCACAUCCUCAACAAUAGACACGAGGGGUUCCGGAUCCCACGGACGGUGCCCGCCUCCCUGCGCUCGUCGUUCGAGCGGAACCAGAUCGACUACCAGGUCGACAGCAAGCGCAACGCAGCCGCGGCCUCGCGAUGGGCAGCCAAGGCCGACGACACAACAUCAACAGGCCGCAAGGCCAAGUUCGGCGACCAGUACCUGACGCGGCUGGGGCGCAGCGGGUUCAAGGCGGCCGGCACGGACUUCAGCUCGGCGCAGACGGACGCCGAGUGGGAGGAGGUGCGGCUCAAGAAGCAGCUGGCGGAGCUCGAGGCCAAGAUGGACAAGGUCGAGACGGAGGCGGAACGGCGCCGCGGCGGCGCCAAGCGCGACAGCAAGCCCGCGCUCGUGAAACGCGAGCUGGAGCAGCUGCUCGACUACAAGCGCAAGGAGCUGCGGGAGCUGGAGGAGGGCAAUGGCAAGGCCAAGGUGGGUGGGAAUCUGAGGGGCGUCUCGGAAGACCUGCAGACCGUAAAGGAGCAGGUCGAUGGGCUGGAGACGCAUCUUAGUUCGCGGAUGCAGAUCCUUGAGCAGUUGAGGAGGGAGAUUGAGGACGAGAAGACGGGGAGGUGA